Messenger RNA from Neopsephotus bourkii (Bourke's parrot), 415 nucleotides. RefSeq names its product G protein subunit gamma transducin 2 (gene GNGT2). The coding region runs from base 22 to 231 and encodes 69 amino acids. Gene Ontology annotation, cellular component: heterotrimeric G-protein complex. The transcript is spliced from 2 exons. The record is from RefSeq and is a predicted model, not a curated record. Gene Ontology annotation, molecular function: G-protein beta-subunit binding. Gene Ontology annotation, biological process: G protein-coupled receptor signaling pathway. Lineage: Eukaryota; Metazoa; Chordata; Aves; Psittaciformes; Psittacidae.
UCCCCGUGCUUACAGGGCAGAAUGGCUCAGGACAUGACAGAGAAGGAGCUGCUGAAGAUGGAGCUGGACCAGCUGAAGAAGGAGGUGAAGAACGAGAGGCAGAUGAUCUCCAAGACCGGCAAGGAGCUCAAGGAGUACAUCGAGUCCAUGGCAGGAGAGGACCCGCUGCUGAAAGGAGUCCCCGAGGACAAGAACCCCUUUAAGGAGAAGGGGGGCUGCACCAUAAGCUGACCCCGCUGCUGCUGUCACCGCUGGGCACAGGGGUGCUCCCAUGUGCAAGCCGGGACUGUCCAACCCUGCUUUCCCUGUAGUCUGCCCUCGGCACCGGGGGGUCCGGCACCCAAGCGUAGCGCACCUAAGGGCCAGCAAAGGCAGCAAAGCAGAGCAGCAGCCCCCCCAUGACCCCUGGCACGGA